Messenger RNA from Rhinichthys klamathensis goyatoka, 558 nucleotides. It is a transcript of the gene fshb, whose product is annotated as follicle stimulating hormone subunit beta. The coding region runs from base 62 to 454 and encodes 130 amino acids. NCBI's taxonomy places the organism in Eukaryota, Metazoa, Chordata, Actinopteri, Cypriniformes, Leuciscidae. The record is from RefSeq and is a predicted model, not a curated record. Gene Ontology annotation, biological process: ovulation; G protein-coupled receptor signaling pathway. Gene Ontology annotation, molecular function: hormone activity. The transcript has 3 exons. Gene Ontology annotation, cellular component: extracellular region; cytoplasm.
UCUAGUCUCUACAGCAUUUUUGAAGGAUGAACAAUGUACAAGUUUUUCUACAAGGACGCAGAUGAGGAUGCGCUUCGUUGUUAUGGUGAUGCUGUUGCCAGCGCUAAUGAGGGCAGGAUCAGAAUGCAGGUCCAGCUGUCGGCUUUCCAAUAUCUCCAUUAACGUGGAAAGUGAGGAAUGUGGCAGCUGCAUCACAAUCGACACCACUGCCUGUGCCGGGCUUUGCAAAACACAGGAAAGAGUUUACCGUAGCCCCAUGAUACAGUACUACCAGAACAUCUGUAACUUCAGAGAAUGGACCUACGAGACCUACGAGUUUAAAGGCUGUCCUGCCGGGGCUGACUCGGUUUUCACUUACCCUGUGGCCCUCAGCUGUGACUGCAGCAAAUGUAACUCUGACGUCACAGACUGUGGAGUUCUCAGCCAGCAGACGUCCAGGUGCACUGCACAUUAGACAAGGAAACCAAACCAUUUGAAAGCCUGUUGUACAAGUUUGAAUAUUCAGUUUUUCAUAAUCAAAUGUAAAUUGCAUAAUGGAUAAAACAAAAAUUAAACAUU